UGGGAGGAGAGCGGCGCGGCGCGGAGGAGCGCUCUCUGGUCUUCCCGGGGUUGGUCGGAGGAGCAGCAGCGGCCGGAAGGUUGUGCAGCCGGUUUAUAAACAAUAAUUAAACUGAUACUUUCAUGUGAAUCUUACAGACGAAAAGGAUGCCAAUAAGAGCUUUCUCAACAACUGAGAAUUAGGAGCGGCAUUAAAAAGGAAACCAAAUCAAGGCAACAAUCAAAAUUUAACAACUUCCUCCACAGAACCUCAAAACGCUUCUUCCCCAGCAGGUGACAGGCGAGGGAGAGAAAAACAGGAAGAGAGUUUUGAGCUGGAAAAAAAUGAGUAUGUAUGUGGAACUCAAGGAAACAUUACCUGAAAAGCUCAAGGGGGACAAUUUGCAAAUUCAGAAAGAGAGAGAAAUCUGUGGGAUAAGCAGAGACUGUAGAUCACGGCUGAUUAUUCACAAGAGGAUCCACGCCAGAGAAAAGCCAUACAAAUGUUCCGAAUGUGGCAAAAGCUUUACUUGGAACAGCUCCCUGGUGAUACACCAGAGGACUCACACAGGAGAGAAACCGUAUGAGUGUCCAGUUUGUGGGAAAAGUUUCAGUCAGAAUUUCGGCCUGGUAAUACACCAUAGGACUCACACAGGAGAGAAACCGUAUGAGUGUCCGGAUUGUGGGAAAAGUUUCAGUCAGAAUUCCGGCCUGGUGAUACACCAUAGGACUCACACAGGAGAGAAACCAUAUGAGUGUCCAGAUUGUGGGAAAAGUUUCAGUGUGAAAUUCAUGCUAGUGAAACACCAGAGGUCUCACACAGGAGAGAAACCGUAUGAGUGUCCGGAUUGUGGGAAAAGUUUCAGUCGGAAUUCCAGCCUGGUGAUACACCAGAGGACUCACACAGGAGAGAAACCAUAUGAGUGUCCGGAUUGUGGGAAAGGGUUCAAUCUGAAUUCCGGCCUGGUUACGCACCAGAGGACUCACACAGGAGAGAAACCGUAUGAGUGUCCGGAUUGUGGGAAAAGUUUCAGUCAGAAGUGCAGCCUGGUGAUACACCACAGGACUCACACAGGAGAGAAGCCGUAUGAGUGUCUGUAUUGUGGGAAAAGUUUCAGUCAGAAUUCUGACAGGGUGAACCACCAGAGGACUCACACAGGAGAGAAACCAUAUGAGUGUCUGGAUUGUGGGAAAAGUUUCAUUCGUAAAUCCAACCUGGCGAUACACCGGAGGACUCACACAGGAGAGAAACCAUAUGAGUGUCCAGAUUGUGGGAAAAGUUUCAGUACUAGGUCUAUCCUUAUAGAGCAUGUAGGUUUACACAUGGGAGAGAAACCAUUCAAAUGCGGAGACUGUGGACAGUGCUUCACAAACAAUUCCUACUUUAGCAGACACAAGAAAAUGCACAGGAGGCAGAAGAUGCUGAGUGUAGAGAAGUUUGAAUUUCACUUCUCAUCUACCAUUGGUCAUCCAGCUGAAAAAUUAAGUAUUUAAUUUCUGGCCUGACUCCUUUUAGUAAAAUAUGUAUCAGUAUUAGACAUGAGUGAGGAGAGAAAAAAAUGGAAAAUGUUAGUUUGAGAAAGGUUAACUACAUGUACCUGGCUAUCAGCAGAAGUUUCUGGAAAUGUACUUUUGCAGAAAUAUUGCAAUUGCUGCAAAAAGGAUUUUUGGAGGUGGUGUUUGCAUAUUGAUCAUCAUAGAUCCUAGAAAUGUGACAUGCAGAAUUUCACCCUUCAACCGGGGUUUCCUCCAGAUUUGGAGUCCCAGAUUUUCCCAGCCAGCAUACCCUUUGCAGAAAAUGUCUGGGAGUCAUUGUCAGUGUUUCUGGGAGUCCCCAGUAAGUGGCUGCAGGUCCUAAAAGAUAUAAUACAAAAAAUAUAGGCGCACUCAGAUUUUAGUUAGAUUGUGGCUCAAAUAUACUUGGAGUUGCCUGCUUAUUAGCCUUUGAUGGCUGGUGGGUGGGACAUCAUUGUUGCAU
This is a messenger RNA of Candoia aspera, 1956 nucleotides long. Its product is annotated as zinc finger protein 239-like. The transcript has 2 exons. NCBI's taxonomy places the organism in Eukaryota, Metazoa, Chordata, Lepidosauria, Squamata, Candoiidae. The record is from RefSeq and is a predicted model, not a curated record. Gene Ontology annotation, biological process: regulation of transcription by RNA polymerase II. Gene Ontology annotation, molecular function: RNA polymerase II cis-regulatory region sequence-specific DNA binding; DNA-binding transcription factor activity, RNA polymerase II-specific. Bases 324 to 1472 code for a protein of 382 amino acids. Gene Ontology annotation, cellular component: nucleus.